Messenger RNA from Phytophthora nicotianae INRA-310, 3615 nucleotides. RefSeq lists its product as hypothetical. The record is from RefSeq and is a predicted model, not a curated record. Lineage: Eukaryota; Oomycota; Peronosporomycetes; Peronosporales; Peronosporaceae. The coding region runs from base 117 to 3467 and encodes 1116 amino acids. Gene Ontology annotation, cellular component: P-body. Gene Ontology annotation, biological process: deadenylation-independent decapping of nuclear-transcribed mRNA. Gene Ontology annotation, molecular function: protein binding. The transcript is spliced from 2 exons.
UUCCCAACUCCGAGCCAAACCCGGUUGUCGCCCCUCCUGACCUCAAUCCCCUUGAAAGCGUUCCGCCCACAGCGCAUCUUGCCUCUUCCACGUUUCGAUCCCCCGACGUCUCCAGGAUGAGCGCACGCAGCGACAGCGGCCACAGCCGCAACAGCAGCACGGCGAGCAGCGGUCUUGCGCCACCACCUCCAGGCAGCGCCCCCAUGCCUCCCAACCCCAGCGCAGGCCGCUUUUCGCUGCUUGAUCAGGUCUCCCCCGAGGUGACGCAGAGCAAUCCGCUGCAUCAAUUGCUCCAGCAUCAGCAGCAGCUUCCUCCUGUGCCUCCUCCUCAGCCCAUGAGCAGUCCGAACCAGUUCCUACAGCAGUUUCUGGCCUCAUCCUCGAGCUCCAUGCCAGUGACUAGCAACCACAUGCGUCCCAUGCCUCCCAUGAGCGCUCCGAGCUCGAUGUUGCCUCAGUUCCAGCAGAAUCUACCAAUUCACAUGGCCUACAUACCGCCCCGAUCAACUCCGUUCUCCUCUUCCUUCUCCCAGUUCCAGCCAGUACCCAGUCUCUCUUCCACCGGUGGAGGAGUGUAUCCUUCUGCUCCACGCAGUGCCACUACAGUCUCUGUGGAUGGCAGUCGCAGCAACGGAGCAGGUGGAUCCGCCUCCAGCUCAUUGACAGGCUCCCCUAGACGAGCAGGUACCGCAGGAUUCGGCGCUGCUGACGCCCCCACGUCACCUCCAGGAGUGAGACUCAGUGGAGAGAACAUAGAAUACCAGCCACGUGGAGAAAGCGGCGACAGCAGGUCUCUAGAAGUCAUGCCGAUCACGCUCUACAACUCGGAACGGACCUCACAACUGGGAAACUUGAUCUCAGUGAACGAGCACUUUAUUUCGUACCCGAUUAGGAACGGAUUGAUCCGUGUGAUCAGCCAGAGUUCAGUGGACAGGUUGUUGCUCCGGAAACACGAGCACCACGCGGUCACGGAGCUGGCGUUCUUUAACAGCAAGUCGGAUUUAUUGUUAAGUUCCGGAACGGACCACCAUAUUGCCAUUUGGGCCAUCCAGAACGACCCGAUGAGUCGUGAGCUGAUCAAAUUGGUGCCUACACAGGCUCAGCGUGUGAAGUGGCACCCGUCAGACUCGAACAAGAUCGCUAUUGCCAGUGGCAGUGUGGUGUUGAUUGCGGACUUGUCGGACGUGGAUGCUGACGGCACAGGCGCCGAGAACUUGUACGACAUCAGUGUUGUGUGCGGCCAGACGUCUGGUCAGAUCAAUGACAUGGCGUUCUCGCCUGGUAAUGGCGAGUGCGUUGUGACGGCUGGCAGUGAUGGCUUUGUGCAAGUGUAUCGCGUGCAGGACCGACUUCCAGGUCAACCAGCCGAGUUUAUCCAGCGCUUCGAGCCGUUCAGCGGUGAAGCUGUCAACAGUCUGCACUUCUAUGGAGGCAACUUCUUGAACCAGCCUGGUCUUCUGAUCAGUGGUGAGGCCAACACCAAGUUAUCGUUGUGGAAUGCGGCGCUGACGGAGAAUACGCCUCCUGUGUGCUACCAGACGGUGACGCUGCGUGACGAGACCAGGGGAGACUCGUCGCUGUUCCACGAGACGAUACUGGACCCGACAACGCAAUUCCUGUUCGUGGCCGACCGAUCUAAGCCAGUGGUGUACGCUUUCCAUCUGGCCCCCAGCUCGGACGCCCGCACACCACGACGCUUCGAUAAUGUCACUGAGUUCGCGCUAGCUUAUCCAGUGCUGAGCAUGGGCUUGCUGAACCGUUCGAGUCAAAGCCAGCCCGCACGAGAUGGCAGUGAUGUGACCUCAGCUCUAGGUGGCCUUAACUUCACUAUGCAGCUCUACUGUCUGCAGACGCAAGCUAUUCAGCGGUAUCACGUGGGCGCUAGGGAAUGCUACAUGCCUGGUGUGCGCGGAUCGCUAGAAGACGAAGUCGAGACUGGCGAGAACGUCGGACAAACGGUCGGUGCGGUGACGACUGAAGGAGAAUACCAGACCACAGCCGAGUCUCCACGUGCCGCGCCUGCGAUCUCUGCUCCUGAGACUGAAAUUGAUGCUCAAGCCCCUGAAGAAGAAGACGAAGAAGAGAGUAGCAAUACUGAUCAACAUGUCCCUCUUCGCUCUGGUCCCAACGGCCUUCCGCGAACUCCGUCGUCGCCAGGUGGUCGGAGUACGCGAAGCACCCGUAGCACUGGUGCUCGGUCGCUGCAUCUAGCUACUGGUGACGAUGCAGCCUCAGUCUCAGCGUCGUCGGUGACUGGUGACGAUGGGAUGCUGCCUAACUUGCGCUUCUACAACCGCUCCUCUCCGUCCUCCUCCGUUCGUGCUUUCCAAGAUGAAGCGUCAGUGCAGUACGACCCGUCCAUCGACGACACGGCAAGCGAAACGCAACAGCAGACGCUUCUUGCUUCGCUUCGCCGUAUGGAGGCGGCUCAGCUCCAACGCGAUGAAGAGCUCCGUGAACAAAUGCGUGUAGUUAUGGGCACUCUGGGCAACCACCUGACAGCGCAAGUGUCGACUCAAGUGGAGAAGUCCAUCCAGAAACAGCUGCAGUCAGUGCUGGUGCCAGCUAUGGGACGUAUUGUGUUGCACACGAUGGAGAACAACUUUAUGAAGCCUGUGCAGAAUGGAUUCCAGCAUGUGAUUAGUGAGAAACUGAUCCCAUUGAUGGAGCAGAAGCUGGAUGAUUCCCUGGCAACCACGCUACCUGACCAACUUGCAAAUGGCGUCGAUGAUAUGGUACAGCGCGUAGUGGAAGAUGUUCGUCAGCCCGUGCGCGAGUCGUUCCGUGAAUGUUUCCAGGACAUCUUGAUCCCGUCUUUCCAGGCUGCUACCCAGAAGAUGUUUGAGCAGAUUAACGACACGUUUGUGCAGGGUACACGGAGUGCAUUCGAGAGCAGUGGACAAAGCACCAGCAACGCGAAGGUCGCAAGUCAGUUGGAGCAGCUAACGAAGGUGGUGGAAAGCUUGUCCCGGCAGGUGGAGGAACUGAGCUCAGCUGUUAAUGCUGGAGCUGUAGGUGGAGCAAUAGUCCCCGCUGCCAAGUCUGCGGAGGAGAUUCAGCUGGAGGCUCAGAAGAACACUGUGCUGGACUGUCUGUCACGUAACGAUUGGGAAGAAGCGUUUAAGUUCGCACUUGGUGCUCAAAACGUCAACCUUGUGGCGUUCACGUGUCAGCAGUGCGAUCCUCGACUUGUUCUCAGUAGCCGGCCGCCCAAGCUCUCGCAGAUGCUGAUUUUGUGCCUGGUUCAGCAAUUGGGUGCUGACCUGGUUGAUGAUCUAGAGACGAAGCUGAACUGGCUGCGUGAGUCGCUCCUAGUGAUGGACGUGCGUGAUCAAACGAUCGCGGGUUUUGUGACGAGUGUUCUCCAGGAAUUGCAGACAGGACUCAACAGCGUGCCGAUGGAGCUCCGUGACUCGCAGUACACACUGCUGCACCACGUACUUAACUCGAUGCUCAGCUCGGCGUAAGGUAGAAAAUGUCAAAACAAAAUACAACAUUUGUCUCGGGUUACGUAAAUUUUCAGGUUCUAAGAUCAGAUAUUCACAAAGACGUGAGCAUUUAAUUGUCGGAAGAAACCAUGAGCUCGCCAUCGAAGAGACUCGCGAGUUCGUCGCU